AUGGCGGAAACCAAAGAAAAUGAGGCCAUGGAGGUUGAUACAACUCCAUUUGAGCCCGUUUCUAUCCUCAAAUUAACGAAAGACGCCCAACAAAAGCAUGGAUUGAGACAUGGGAACUACAAACGAUAUGGGUAAGAUUUUUAGUUGAUAUUUAUUUUUUAGGCCUACCUUUGAAAGUUUUUGUUUUGAGAAGACUAAAAUAUCGGUGGAACGUCGUUAUCUUUGAUCUUUCAGCGAUUAUUGCGAUCGUCGCAUCCGAAGGCUUCGUCGUGCUCUGAAAUACACUCACACCUACAAGUGUGUUCCAAACCACAAGGCGAAGUUUGUUUUACGACCAGUGAAUGCGGAUGUUGUCAAUGACAAAAGGUGAGCUGUUUUCAUUAAUUUUGCUUUACAUUUAGCUUAGGAAGGCAAUUUUGGGUGGAUGAACUUUCUUUUGCACGUUUUUCCUAAAGCCUAUAUACUCCAUUUUUAUUCUGUUGGUUUUUAUGUUUACCAACCUUUUUUAGGUUCCUAGAAUUAGUUGUUUUUGAUGUGGAGCAUUGCUGGGCCCGUGGAAUGGAGUUCAAAGUUGCCAGUGAGAACGAAAAGCAUGCUCGUCAAAUUUUCCAUGCUCGGAGGCGACUGAUCAAAGCCGUGCAGCACGCUGAGAACCUCGACAGCAGUGUGAAUUCUUCGCCUAGAGUAAGAUUUCAGUUUUUGUUGGAAUUCUUAUGAUUUUAGUUUGAUGAGUUCACGAAGACUGAAGGAAAGGCGUAUGUGGCCUCGAUUCAAGGUGCCGCGUUGCUAGAGAAGCGAAAAUGGUCAGAAGCAUUGGAUAAAUACGUCAAUUCAAGGUAUGUCACAAUUUUCGCUUUAUUUUCUUUGGAUUUCAGGUUUAUCUACCAAAAGUUGGUGAAGAAUGUCAAAAAUGAAGAGCUUCAGGCACUAUACGAACAGAGGGUCAAAGAAAUAUCGAAUAUCAUCAAGCUCUGCGAGUAUCACGCAGGCAAAAAGGGAGUGGAUGUCGCCCCCGAUGUUUCUCAACUCGACUUGAACGAAACUCUCGAAGAUUCGCUGAAGAACGUGGAAAUUGAAGAGCCCAAGAGUGAGAAGGAGAAGAAGAAGCAGGAAAAGGCGGAUAAAAAGAAGAAAAAAGAGCAACAACCAUUGCCCCAACCUGUGCCGGCCAAACCGACCUUCUUCGACUUGGCUCUCAAACAUUUCACGGUGGGAUUUUGUUAAUUUUUUCUUGAAUUUUAGGUACAAAUCAGACUGAAGACAAAAAAUCGAAGAUUUUUUUUAUUUGGGUUCUAUAAGCAUGCAAUUUCAGCUCCCGCAAGAGAUCACCGACAUUGCCAACACCCAGCCACCCGCACCAGCCAAAGGGGAAGCCGCCCAGCCCGCUGGACUUGGCGGAAUGGUCCGCAAUCUGUUCUGGGGCUCCAAGUAA
Messenger RNA from Bursaphelenchus xylophilus (pine wood nematode), 1432 nucleotides. The record is from the annotation of a GenBank genome assembly. Lineage: Eukaryota; Metazoa; Nematoda; Chromadorea; Rhabditida; Aphelenchoididae.